ACUUUUUCGUGCCAGUUACCACAUGUAGCAGUUAGAUCGUGGAAGGGUAUUUUGGUCAUGGUUUACAGCUUCUGCAUUUUAGAGGAAAACAAGGGGAGGGGCGCCCAAAGCCCCUCUCUGUCAUUGCCGCGACGGAUCAGAUAAUGGCGUCAGAGAAAUCUUGGCCGUGAGGCUCCGCGUUUCACACCCUUAUUUCUCCCUCUCUCUCUCUCUCUCUGUUGUUAUUACUGUCUGAAACCCUAGACAUGAGCAGGAGCAAGUUCUUUGAAGAACUGUAGCAAAUGAAGUUGUGAUGGCUACGGCAGAAGCGAGGGCUGUGUGGCAGCGAACGGCAAAUCGUUACUUUGUUCAAGAAGAUGCCAAGAGAGCUCCAAAGUUAGCAUGUUGCCCUUCACCAUCAUGCUCAAAGACUCAAUCUGAAACCGGCCAUGGUGAUCAUGGAAACGGGCCAGACCAUUCUUCUGCAAUUCCUGUACCCCUUAAUUGGAAUCCCACCAACAUGAAUCUUUCCCCUGAAUCUAAGUGGUGGCUUCAGCUGCAACCCAACUUUGGAAAUCAUAAGGACUUCACGUAUGAACAAAUCAAAGCCUUGGAGGCUGAGCUCGACGUCAUAGAAACUGGGCAUGAUACCCCAAGUUCCAAACUUGAUGAUGAGACACAGGAAACUGAAGAUGGUCAUGGUGGGCUGUAUAAGAAACCUCACUAUUCUUUGGAAACGACUUUUAGGGUUUCAACUGCCUGUUUGAAGCAUGAUUGUGAGCUAAGAAUGGAAGAACUCAAAGCAGUUCAUAUGAAACAGUUGCUGAAGAAUGAAGUGGAGGCUGGUGGCUAUCUUAAAUCUGAAUUUGGUGAUUAUUGGUAUGGCGACUCAAAGGUUAUGGAUAUGGAGCCAAGUGACCUACUUACUUCAGAGAGAUCAGAGAAGGUGUCAGCUGAUUAUGGGGCACCUUGGAUGUGUGAGAAAACAGGACCAUGGUGGCAUAUUACUGAUAAACAUGAAUUGGAGACCUUGGUAGAGCAGAAGACAUCUCAACAUGUUGAGAAUUGUGAUCUUCCACGACCACAUCCCAUGCAAAUAAAGAAGGGCCCAUUUUCUGGUUUUGAAAGUUCUGAGCAUGAGGAGAUAGCGUCCACAUUGUUUGAGCAUAAAUUUUCUUCUUCUGAUUGCUACCCUACAGAGCUUUCUCAGUUUGAUUCUGCUAGUGGAAGCUUGGGCAGGACUCAACAAGGCCCACUCCAUGAUUCUAUGAAGACAUUCAGUUGUGAGAACAAUAAGAAGGAAACAUAUGAAAUUAGCCGACUCAGCUUUGAGAGUGAAGCAAGCAAGGCCCAACUCUUAGAAGCUCUUUGCCACUCUCAAACCCGGGCAAGAGAAGCUGAGAAAGCUGCCCAGAAAGCCAAUUCUGAGAAGGAACACAUUAUAAAGCUCUUCUUUAAACAAGCAUCUCACCUGUUUGCUUACAAGCAAUGGCUUCAGCUCUUACAGUUAGAGACCCUUUACUUGCAACUCAAGGCAAAGGAGCAGCUUCUUCCUGUCUUGCCAUGGAAGCCUAAAGAAGACAAGCAGUGGAGGCAGAAGAAGAAAAAGAGAAAGAUUGGUCAUCACAUAUAUGAUGCGAGCACAUUAGCUUUUGCAGUUGCUGUUGGGUUGAGCCUUGCAGGUGCCGGAUUGUUUUUGGGCUGGACCAUGGGUUGGUUGCUCCCUACUUUUUAAUCAUUAUUUGCAAUAUGUAUGUAUAUAUAUGUAUGUAUGCAUGCAUGUGUAUAUGUGUAUAUAUAUAUAUGUCUCUAAUGUGUUUCUCUGGUUUCUGUUUGAUGUAUGGGUUGUGGGUUGUGUAUAUUAAUUUUCGGAUUUGUAUAUAUUUGGAUGGGAGCCCAUGGAAUUGGAUUGAAGUGGUAGGAUUAUUUGAUGAUGACGGCUUUUUGUGAGGAGGGCAACACAGCGAUUGCAUUAUGUGUUC
Molecule: messenger RNA, 1961 nt
Organism: Amborella trichopoda
Lineage: Eukaryota; Viridiplantae; Streptophyta; Magnoliopsida; Amborellales; Amborellaceae
Source: RefSeq, a predicted model, not a curated record